AUGGAGAAGGUGUCAAUUGAGCAAAGACCUGAGGAGAUGAGAAAGAGACCCUUCCCACCCCUACCACUGACCCAUGGACUAGAAGGCCAAAGCCUGAAAUGGAGAGCCUUCAGGCAGGGGACAGCUCUGCACUGUUCCUUUGGUUGUUUCAGGCUCCUCUGAGAGCACACCCUCCCAGUCAGGUAACUGACAAAGUGACAUCGGAAGGCCUCUGCUAUGCGGCUGCCACCGAAACCGGGGACAGAUCAAAGCCGAAGAGGACCAACAUCUGUGGCAACCAAAGCAAGGAAGAGGUACGCUGAGUCAGAAAUCUCCAUUGUGUAUUUGUGCAGUGACUUUUGGAACUCAAGCAAAGGAGCUUUCAUUUCGGGUGAAAUUCAUCUUUGUAGAUUUGACCAAGGCUAGCCUUUGGAGAGGUUAUUGAUUUAAAAGAUGUUGCCUGCGAGUGGGCUGAGGGCAGAGCCGUUGGUGGCACCAUCAUAGUCUUCUAGAACUUGACAUCAACCUGUGGUCACUAUCCUUUGGGUGUGGUUAUUGAACUAACUGCUCAUCUCCUGUAUUGUGCUUCUCUAAUGUAUAAUCCACCAGUGUAUCCAGAAGGCUACCACAAGAAAGGAUACAUGCCUUUCUGAAAUCCAAUGUACUUGGUCCCCUGAAUUUCCUUGAUUUGCUAUUCUAGUAACCCUGCUAAAGAAAGAAGUAAGGUUCAUGUGAUAUUUUGCAGUAGACAAGAGCUAUGCUAUAAAUGCAGAUGUAAACAUCAUAAGUACCAUUUUGUAAACAUUGCCUGCCAGGAAGAACUGGUAUGUGUUUCAGAUAUGCCAGGGAACUGGGUCUGUAAAAGAGAAGCGAGCGAGAGAAAAAAUGGGGACCUAAAGGUGAUUUGAGCUAAUCAAAAGCAGGGGCUGGGGGAACACUUUAUGGAAAAGGCACCAGUUCCAGUGAUUUUGGGGGUCCUGUGACUGCAAGAGUAAGUCUUGGGCUAGAACUUUUGCCCUGGAGAAGCAGCCAUGAGGCUUUGAUUCUUCUAGAGCUAGAAACUCCAGGCAGGUUCUGACCCCUCCAAGCUGUUUGAGCCCCCAUGCCUGUUCCCUCUGGAAUGCCUCUUUCUGCUGCCCUCCUGGUGUAUAUCUCCCCAUCUUUUAUUUUCAUUACAAGUCUUCCAUCUUCUAACAAGUCUUGCUUGCUUCCUCCUUACCUCUAAUUCCAGACUUUCCAGGUAAAACUCAAUGCUCCUCCCACUGUGACCUUCUGUUCUCUGUAUAGAUGUCUACAUUUGCACUAAAAACACUUUAUUGUACAGAGGUAUUGAGGGAUUUUCCACUCAAAUGGCUAACCUUGUAAUCAGCUCUUUGUUCUGUUUCUGUAGAGAGCUUGUGCGUAGGCCGAAGGGCAGAGUGAUCUCCAGAUCAACUGAAGGCUCACCCUCCCCUUUGAUUGUUCUGUCUAGAUAACAGAUGUGUUGCCUCAGUUCCUGUCUGAAAUCUCAUGCUCUGUAACUGCUCUUAGCCCAUAGCAACUCCUGUGGUCUGUAACUACCUGAGGAUAAAUCAACCAAUCAGCACAUGCCAACUGUAACAGCAGGAUAAGCCCUAUAAAAGCAAAAUUGCCCCUGAGCUCUGGGCCCAGAUCUUCAGAGCUCUAGCUCUUCUGGUUUCUCUAACUCUCUGAGUGGUGCUUGGUUCCUCGCUGGUCUGAAUUCCCAAUAUUUCUGUAACAGUAUGAGCAUAGGCUUUGAGUUCAGUAGACUUAAAUUUCGGCCCUGACUUUGCUUCUUAUUUUAAUCUCUCUAAAUCCCAAUUUCUUCAUCUAUAACAUCGGGACAAGAAUUAAUACUCAAUAGGACUAUCAUGAGAAGUCAACAGGUAAUGAAUGCAACGCACUGGAUUAAUUAUUUAUUGCUGCAGAACAAAUAACCUCAAGUUUAGUGGCUCAAACCAACAAUAAACACUAUCUCACCCUGCACCUGUGGGUCAGGAAUUUGGAACAGCUUACCCGAGUGGUUCUGACUUGAGGUUUCUCAUGAGGUUGCAGUAAUCUAAAGGCUUGUCUGAAACUGGAGGCUCUGCUUCCAAAAUGGCUGAGACACAUGGCUGUUGGGAGGUUUCAGUUUCUCAUUGGUUAUUGGUGUGAGGCCUCAGUUUUUCUUUAUGUGGACUUCCCUAUAGAGCUUCUUGAAUGUCUUCACUGCAUGGCAGCUGAUUCUCCUUAGGGUAAUUGAUCUAAGAGAGAACAAGGUGGAAGCGGCAAUAUCAUUUAUGGCUUAGCCUUGGAAGUCACAUAUGUGUUGGUUUUUUUUCCCCCCACAAAUCCUAUUAGUUAUACAUGUCAGCUCUACUCAUUGAUCAGGGGCCUACACAAGCACAGGAAUAGCAGGAGGUGAGGAUCAUUUUGGGGCCAUUAAGGAGGCCAGCUAUCACAAGUGCUUAGCCCAAUGUUUAUCAAAAGCAUAUCAUAUCAUAAAGUGAAAACAACCUAAGUGUCUGCUGACAGGUGAAUGGAU
Messenger RNA from Pteropus alecto (black flying fox), 2503 nucleotides. Its product is annotated as chromosome unknown C2orf91 homolog. The record is from RefSeq and is a predicted model, not a curated record. Lineage: Eukaryota; Metazoa; Chordata; Mammalia; Chiroptera; Pteropodidae.